CGACAAGAUGGCUAUUCGCGCCGGUUUUGCAUCUGUUGUUUCGUUAUGAAUUGCGAUUUCACUCCAUGCGGGCACCGUGUUUUCGAACGCACCUACGUUGAAUUCGUGUGUGACGUUUCCUGAUGGGGGCGGAGCAUUCUCCAGCUUCCCAAUUCUAACCAACCCGAUUCCGAUAGCCGUCGCAUUCCGCUGAGUUGCUUCAGUGUGCCUCGGCAGUGCGUUUGGUGCGUUUUUUGGUGUGUGCUAGUGCACAUAGCCACUCACCAACGUACGUGCUCUGCGCGAGAAUCCAUUUUUGUGUCGUAUGUAACAAGAAACUUUUGUGCUAAUAAAAAUCAUCGACGAGAAGACAUUUUCCUCGCGAUGCCCUGGGCAUGUUUAUCCGACAUUCAGACAGAAUAGUGGCAUGAGUCGAUUAAUCUAUGGCAGAUCAACAAGAUCAGUCGUCAUCAGGGGGGUCUGUAGAGACGGCCAGUGCUUCAGCAGACACCUCUAAGGUUAGAAGGAAGAGCUCUAGCAGUGGUAGUAGUGGUUAUAGAAAACGACAAAGCACUGGUUCUAUUCCUGUCACGUUAGAAGAAAAAAGACGUAGACAAACCAUUGGUGAUCCACAAUCAUCUGAAGUUUUUAAUAAUACUUCUUGUAAACAUUCAAGUGAAUCAACAGGAAUUAGAACAAGAGGUGAAUUUAAAGGUCAUGGCAGUGGCUUAGAAUCGUAUCUAGAUAAUAAUUGGAAGCCACAACAUAAAGUUCAGCAAUCAAACUAUAAUAUUAGUGCGAACAGUACAAGAGCUCGUAGUGUUGCAAGAACAAGUUUGCCAGAGUUAAAUUUAACAGCUAUUGACUGUGUUGCAUCAAGGACUCGUUCUCGUACGCCACAAAAUCCACAAGCCAUAUCACAAGGACAUAAUAGUUACAAUUUAUCAGUGUCCAGUGGUUACGAUAGUAAAGAAGACUUAACAUAUAACAAUUUGGUACCAACAUCAACUACUACACCAGUUACUAGUCAUCCAUCCACAUCAAGAACAAGAGGCCUGAGGAUGAGCGAAUGUCUGGAAGGAUUUGUGUCUGCUGUCAAAGCACUUUUUCCAAUAUCAACACAAACGUAUCAUCAAGAAGGGUCAAAAUCCCACGGUGGUACAACCUGCGCGAGUAGCAGUGCGAGUAGUCAAGUUUUAAGUGUGAAGUCCAGCAUCAGAGUGGGUAACGCAGCCAGUAAUUCUGUGGAGAGUGGUGGGGGGGCGUUGGCACAUGACGGGGCAGGCACUAGUGGCAUCGCCACAGCCACUGCCAAUCCACCUGUGUCUGCCACCGCCACUGCCAACCCUGCACACCCUCAUCCUGCGCACAAGCAUAUAUUACGUUCUCGCGCAAAAUUAUCCAGUGACUAUAAAGAUCUGUCAAGUAUUAACAAAACUUCAGGAAAACAUCAUAAAAAAGAUACUACAACAGGCAACUGUUCAAGCUCCAGACAUCGCUCUUCAUCACGUGCAAGAAAAGCAGUGAUAGAAGGAGGUUCGGGUGGAAGUGUAAUGCCAGGUACUGACUCUUUGACUAAUAGUUCCACCCCAACAACUGUUUCAUCUACAGUUUCUAGUAGUCAAUUAGUAUCCACAACUGGAGAAGACGAAUUGGCAUCCACCGCUACGUCUGCCACUGCAAGUGGAGGACCAUCCGGAAUGUCAGGGACUACUGGAGACAGUGAAAGUGAUGAUGGGGAAGUUGGGAGGUUGCAAGCAUUACUUGAAGCUAGAGGUUUACCUCCUCAUGUGUUUGGUGCAUUACCACCACGAAUGCAACAUUUGUUAAAUAGAAGUAUGGGUGCAAGUUCUGCUGCUAAAGCACAACAGUUACUGACUGGUUUGCAAGCUGUUGAUGAUGAAGGAGAGCAACUACAAGCUGUUAUUGGAAUGGGUGAAAUUCUUGUUAUGGGAAAUGAAGAUACAUUAGCUGGCUUUCCUGUGAAACAAGUGGUUGCAGCAUUAAUAAAUUUACUCGGAAUAGAACAUAAUUUUGUAAUAAUGACACACGCAUGUCGUGCUCUUACUUACAUGAUGGAAGCUUUACCCCGAUCGUCAACAGUUGUGGUUGACGCUGUUCCAGUGUUCUUACAAAAAUUAGAAUCUAUUGAAUGUAUGGACGUAGCAGAACAGUGUUUAACAGCGCUAGCUAUGCUUUCUCGAAGACAUAGCAAAACCAUUUUACAUGCGGGAGGAGUAUCAGCUUGUUUAAAAUUUGUCGAUUUUUUUAAUAUCACAGCACAACGAGCUGCAUUAACAAUUACAGCAAACUGUUGCCAAAAUCUACAUCCUGAUGAUUUUCACUUAGUAGCAGAUAGUUUACCCUUAUUAACAAGUAGAUUGACAAACCAAGAUAAGAAAAGUGUUGAGUGUGUUUGUCAAGCAUUUAGUCGAUUAGUUGAUAGUUUUCAACACGAUCCAGUAACUUUACAUAAAAUUAUCAAUGCAGAACUUCUUCAAAACUUACAACAGUUGCUUAUGAUUACCCCACCUGUUAACAGCAUUGGUAAUUUCAUAACAGUGUUGCGAAUGCUCUCUGUGAUAUCAAAUCGCUGUCCUGAUUUGGCACAGCUGCUUCUGCAACAGAAUAUAGCUUUCACAUUAAGUUAUCUUUUAACUGGAUCAUUAGAAGUGAAAACAGAAGAUGUAGAAUUAGUGCCGCGAUCUCCGCAAGAGUGGUUUGAAAUUACUUGCUUGAUUGAAGAACUCAUGCCUUCUUUACCAACAGAUGGCAUAUUUAGUGUAAAUAGUUUACUUGAAAGGACCAGUAAUCAACAAGAAAAUGUUCAUUGGGAAUGGCGCGAUGAAAGACAUUGCUGUCAUCCAUUUAGCACUAUUGAUUCUAGAAUCAUUGAGAUGGCAUUUCAGAAUGGCGAAGAUGAGAUUUGUUUGUCCUCUUUAGGACGAACUUAUACGAUAGAUUUGACUGUGAUGAAACAAAUUAAUGAAGAUAUUGGAUUAGCAAGGAGCAUUUUUCGCAGAGUGAAUGCGCAUCCUACAGAAGGCAAAAGUCCUACAUGUUCAUCUAACAUGGAUGUUGUACCUCCAGUAAUUGAAACAAAUGAAUGGUUAGUAUCGUUUAUUCGAACGUUAUUCUCUGUGUUAUAUGAAGUCUACAGCAGUUCUGCUGGUCCUGCUGUAAAAUGUAAAUGUCUCCGAGCUCUGUUACGUAUGGUCUAUUAUGCCUCGACAGAUUUACUUAAGGACGUCUUAAAAAAUCAAGUAGUAUCAUCACACAUAGCGGGUAUGUUAGCGUCCCAAGAUUUACGAAUUGUUAUUGGAGCCCUGCAAAUGGCAAGUAUAUUAAUGAAAAGACUACCACAAGUAUUUGGGGUUCAUUUUCAUCGUGAAGGCGUCUUACAUCAAAUACGUCAACUAGCUGAUCCUGAAGUACCUCUUGGUGUUUCACCACCCAAGUGUCCUUCUAGUACUGGUACAUCAUUACCAAGCCCACAGCCAGGUCCGUCUAAUACGUCGCUUUGUUCCACCACGAUGUUUUCUUCUAGUAAUGCUACAUCUCCAAUUGCUUCUCCAUCAACGAAUGGUAAUAUAUUAUUCGGUACGAUUGCAACAUGUCAGUUGAAAUCAAAUCUCUCUGCAUCGAUGGAAACGCAUACUAGAAAUGAAUUAAACUCUACUGUAGAUGAUGUAACUACACCACAAAGUGCUCAUUUGAGAAUUGGAGAUGUCCUGAAAAGGAAACGACACAAUAAGAAGGGCCGAUUUUCUAGACUUGGCGGUACUACGCCACAACAAACUCAGCAACCCGAGUCGCUUUUUACUGGUUUCGCUCCCAAAAAUAAUCGUUUCUUAGGAAAUCUUAAUCCUGCUAGAUGGGGUCGAAAAUCAUCGUCUUCAAGUUCUGCUAGCGAUAAAAGGGAUACAAGUUCAUCGACAAGUUUGUCAAAGCCGCCUAGUAAUUCAAGUUUAACAGGAGGUAACCGAGACAAGGCUAAAGCAUGGGUACGUGAUCAAGCUGCUCAAUUUUUGGCUCGAUACCAGGAUGACGCUCCAUGUACACAUCCUGCAAUGACAGUCCUCUCAAGGCUUACUGCUGCCAUACAACGGCUACAAUCAAAUGAACUGGAUGAAAUGUUAUCAGCACUUACUGAAUUACGAGAUAUAGUAUUGGAAAGUGAUAUAUCUCCAUUUGAGAUGAAUUAUAGCGGUCUCAUCAAAGCUCUGCUAAACUACCUCACAACUACGGAUGCACCUGGUAAUCGUUAUGAUCGCCUUCGUAUGUUCUGGAAAUUAUUUGCAGAAUCAACAAUGUGUCAAGAUAAUAACAUUACCGACUUUAAUCCUGGAGCAUUUGGUGCUCUAGUAACAAAAUUGAACAGUUGUGUUGCGCAGUUGGAACAAUUUCCGGUAAAAGUACAUGAUUUACCAGCAGGGUCUGGGGCUGGUCGUGGAGGCACUAGUGCUCUUAAGUUUUUCAAUACACAUCAACUCAAGUGUAAUCUUCAACGACAUCCAGAUUGUAACAACUUAAAACAGUGGAAAGGAGGUACUGUUAAGAUAGAUCCUCUUGCAUUAGUACAAGCAAUUGAACGUUAUUUAAUGGUUCGUGGAUAUGGUAGAAUACGAGAGGCUGAAUCUAUGCUUAGUGACGACGAUAACAGUGAAGAUGAUAUAGAUGAUACAUUGGCAGCAGUAGUUAUAAGUCAAGGGUCAGCGAAACAUAAACUCCAGUUUUUAAUUGGAGAUGAAGUACUGCCUUUUAAUAUGACUGUUUAUCAAGCUGUUAGACAAUUUGGUUGUACUGGUAUGGAUCAUUCUGAAGCAGAAGCUGAUGGUGAACCACCACUUGGCCAUGAUGCUGUAUGGGUACAAACUCAUACAAUUUAUUAUAGACCUGUACCCGAGGAAGAAACUACAACAUCGCCAAAACCAGGAUCAAGUUCACAGGGUAGUAGCCGCAAAGGCAAAGGAAAAAGUACAAAGAUCAGUUCAAAACGAAAAGAGGAUAGUUUAUGGCUUGAGGGAAUAGUCCCUGCACAACGAUGUCCACUUGAUUCUUAUUUGUUACCUACUUUACCAUCUUCAGUUACUAUUACUGAUGCUUCAUUGGAUGGUUUAUGUCUAUUACGUCUUCUACACGCUUUAAAUCGUCAUUGGAGUGUUCUAUUUCCUUAUCUAAAGGGUUUAAAUUUACUUUCUCCACAAGACUUUAUUAAUAAUAAAAUAGCCGCAAAAGCAAGUCGGCAGCUACAAGAUCCUUUAGUGAUCAUGACUGGAAACUUACCUUUGUGGUUACAACAAAUUGCUACAGUGUGUCCAUUCUUGUUUCCGUUUGAGACAAGACAGUUGUUACUUUACGCAACAUCGUUUGAUCGGGACAGAGCUUUGCAGCGUCUUUUAGAUUCCGCUCCAGAAUUAUCGGGAUCUGACAGUCAAGAACGUGUUACUCCACGUUUAGAACGAAGAAAGCGGACUAUUUCUAGAACUGAUAUUCUCAAGCAAGCAGAAUUAGUUAUACAAGACUUAGCAUCUAGCAAAGCCUUACUUGAAGUGCAAUAUGUCAAUGAGGUUGGUACUGGUCUUGGUCCAACAUUGGAAUUCUAUGCUCUAGUCUCCCAGGAAUUACAGCGUGCUGACCUUGAUCUUUGGCUUGGUAGUUCAAAUCCUACAGAAACAGGAUAUGUUAAUGUUCCCCAAGGACUUUUCCCAAUGCCGAUUGCGUGGAAUACUAAAGUGUCCCAUCUUGCAAAACUUAAAACAAAAUUCAAGUUCCUUGGAAAAUUUAUGGCGAAAGCGAUAUAUGAUUCAAGAAUGUUGGAUUUGCCAUUCAGUUUAACCUUCUAUCGAUGGUUAUUGGGAGAAGAACAUAUGCUAACGUUAGCCGAUUUAGCACAUGUAUGUCCUGAUGUACAUCGAACUCUUAGUAGAUUACAAGAAGUUGUUAGACAAAAGGAAACAAUUGAGAAGGAUCAAACAUUAAGGCCACAUGAGAAAGCAAAACUAAUAGACUCAUUAAAUUUAGAUGGCUGUUCAAUUUCUGAUCUUAGCCUUGUUUUUGAAUUACCGGGUUAUGAGAACAUCGAGUUAAGGAAAGGUGGAGGCGAAGUGCCCGUUACCAUUUAUAACUUGGAUCAAUAUAUCAAGUUGGUGGUACAUUGGUUCUUAUAUGAAGGUGUCUUCAGACAAAUGGAAGCAUUUAGGGAAGGAUUUGAAUCUGUAUUCCCACCAUCACAACUGAAACUAUUCUUCCCUGAAGAACUUGAAGCUGUGUUCUGUGGACAUGCACAAUCAGGUGGACAAUGGGACGUGAAAACGCUUUCAGAGUGUUGCAGGACUGAUCAUGGUUAUACACCAGAUUCUCGUGCUAUUCGUUUUCUAUUUGAAGUUAUGUCAAAAUACAACAGUGAAGAACAAAGACAGUUCGUUCAAUUCGUCACAGGUUCACCUCGGUUACCAGUUGGAGGUUUCAAGAGUUUAACACCACCGUUAACGAUAGUGCGUAAAACGUUCGAUCCGUCUAUGAACACAGACGAUUUCUUACCAUCCGUAAUGACUUGUGUUAAUUACUUAAAACUGCCUGAUUACACAACAUUAGAAAUAAUGCGGGAAAAGUUGCGAAUAGCUGCACAAGAAGGACAACAUUCGUUCCACCUUUCCUAGAAACGGAUGGAAAACCGGCGCGCCAUUUGCUCUUUUGCUAUCACAUUGUCCAGGUUGAACAAAAUUCUUCAGACACCAUUUAAAAUAUCUAAAAAAAAGGCUACGUUUUGUUCGAAACUCAGUAAUCGUACAUUUGCACUUUAUAUAAGCUUUUUUCGAAGAUAUCUAUUUCUUGAUUUUAGUGAAAAUUCAUUUAAAUAAAUUCUAAUUUGAUGUUUAUCUUUUUACUUAUAAACAUAGAUUGUGAUAUAUUUUCUCAUCAAAAAAAAAAGGUGCAAAGAUAUUAGCUCUACCAUAUGAGUUUUCUCUUGUGGUAUUAUGAACCAGGUAGCGUGGGAGCAGCCUUGUUCUAGGAAACUUAUCUUUGAUGUGUUACAAUAAUUAAUAAAAGUUGUAAAUAUAGUUUAAUAUGCGCAAGUCUAUAUAAAUACUUUAUAUUAUAUAAUAGUGACAAAAAAAUGAUAUUGCUAUGAGACACCAUGCUAAUUAAAUGUAAUUUAGUCUGAGGGGACAUCUAUUAGAUAUAAGUAAAUUUUAUAUCAGUGGUGCAUUUAGCAUCGCCAUAAAUCGCCAAUCUCAUGCCUCAUUGCAAUUUGCAAUGAAAUCACAAAUCAAGAUCAAUGAAAGAAUAAAACUGCGCUAAUGAUGUAACUCAUGUUUCAUCAUCAUAGAAAUAUAAUAACUCCGAAUAUAAUUGCGUGUUUACGAUUAUCGUUUUAAUUUCGUAAUCGAUCUCUUUGUGUUCGCUGCUUAGUUUUCAGUAUGCGAGCACUGCGCGAAUUGACGUGCAACACUCCUAUAUUUAAGUUUAUUCGAUGUAUUACUAAUUAAACUUAUUUGAUAUUUUUAUUCUAGGUAAGAUAGUCCAAUUAAUACUUUACUUAGCUGUGUAAGAAUGCAGCCAACAUCGUCAGAUCAAGUCAUCAUAAUGAUAUAUGAAUCGAAGAAAAUUCUUAUAUCCACUUAUUUACAGGCGAAGUAUCUAUUUAUGAAACAUGUACGACAACUGUAUAAUACGAAAUAGAAUGGAUAUAAAAAUCAGCGAAGCUGGUGUAUCAAAUGGAUUAUACAAGGUACAUUACUUUCUUAUGUCUCUGUAGAAAUGUGAUUCUAUAAAAAAAUGAUAAAAAUAUGAAUUGAUCAAAAGUAGAAAAGGAAUAAGACGCAAUUAUUUGUUUUACAUUUAUAUUUUGUACCAUUGUUUGAGAUGAUCAAUAUAUACAUACAUCACUU
Molecule: messenger RNA, 7874 nt
Organism: Bombus terrestris (buff-tailed bumblebee)
Lineage: Eukaryota; Metazoa; Arthropoda; Insecta; Hymenoptera; Apidae
Gene: ctrip
Product: E3 ubiquitin-protein ligase TRIP12
Exons: 25
Coding region: 423-6641 (2072 amino acids)
Biological process (GO): DNA damage response; proteasome-mediated ubiquitin-dependent protein catabolic process; protein polyubiquitination
Cellular component (GO): nuclear speck
Molecular function (GO): ubiquitin protein ligase activity; zinc ion binding
Source: RefSeq, a predicted model, not a curated record